AUGGCCCACCCACCACCUCCUGGAUGUCAUGUCGCCGCCGUACUUUUCAUGACUGAGAAUGAAGAUCUCGAUCGUGAUGCCAUAAAAUCUCAUACAUUGAGGUUAGCCCAGGGAGGCGUCGCUGGUAUACUCGUACAGGGUGACAACGGAGAGGCUCAGCUGCUCUCGGAGGCUGAGCGUCGCGAGGUCAUCAAGAUUACCCGCGAGACGUUGGACCAGAAUGGGUUCAGUAAUCUUCCUGUGAUCGCUGGUGCCAGCGCAGCGUCUACCAAAGUGACGAUCCAGUUAUGCAAGGAAGCAGCUGAUUCUGGCGCGUCGUACGCGCUAGUCCUGGCCCCUGUUCCCUGGCCUUUGAAGAUCACACCUGAAUCUGCUAUCGCUUCGUAUCGAGAGAUUGCGGAUAAUUCUCCUAUUCCCAUCAUUAUCUACAAUUUCCCAGCGGUUACAAAUGGCUUGAACCUCGACUCUGACGCGAUCGAAGUACUGGCGGAGCACCCCAAUAUCGUAGGCGUCAAAGUUGCUUGCGGUGAUAUGGGUAAGCUUCACAGGCUCGCGUCGGUCUUCUCUCCCGCAGAGUUCGGGAUAUACACAUCGACGACAGACUGCAUGCUCCAUGGACUGAUAUCGGGGUGCGCUGGAACGAUGGCAGCGUCGCCGAAUAUCACCCCGAAGCUACAUGUCAAGUUGUAUAAAUUGUUCAGGGAGGGUAAGAUUGAUGAGGCGCUGAAGCUGCAGACGGAUAUCGCACAUGCAGAUUGGGCAAAAACGAAGCUCGGGUCACUUUCUGCGAUUAAGACGGUUGUGGCAAAGAAUUUUGGGUAUGGGAGGAAUGUUGUACGAUCACCGUUGAAGGCGGUCGGUGAGGAUACUUUUUUGGGGAGCAAGCAUUAUGCGGCUUUGGAGAAAGUGAUUGCUCUGGAGAAGCAGCAUUGA
Molecule: messenger RNA, 933 nt
Organism: Desarmillaria tabescens
Lineage: Eukaryota; Fungi; Basidiomycota; Agaricomycetes; Agaricales; Physalacriaceae
Exons: 3
Coding region: 1-933 (310 amino acids)
Molecular function (GO): 4-hydroxy-tetrahydrodipicolinate synthase activity
Source: RefSeq, a predicted model, not a curated record